AUGCAGAGCAACUACUCCCUGGUCAUCACCACCAGAGAAACUCUCCAAGUACUCUAUACAGCACUGACGAACUCAUCGGCCACAUUGCGCUCGCCCCCUCCCUGCCCACUUACCUCUUCAGAUUAUCAGUUUUCACUAAUUCCUGCACUCUUCUCUGUGGUUUUUGUUCUGGGGUUGGUCGGCAACAGCACGGUGGUUGUGGUGCUUUGUCGUCACAGUGGCCUCAAAACAGUCGCUAAUAUCUAUAUUUUCAACCUGGCCAUGGCGGAUUUGCUGUGCCUCGCCACCCUUCCCUUCUGGGCUACCUACUAUGCGCACGGGUACAACUGGCUCUUUGGGUCUCUCAUGUGCAAAAUCUCCAGUUCUGUCUUGUGCUUGAACAUGUUUGCAAGUAUAUUUUUCAUUACGUGCAUGAGUGUGGACCGGUACCAUGCUAUUGUCCACCCUAUUCGCUCUCAGAGAAGAACGCCACAACAAGCUUAUUUUAUAGCGUUGGUUGUGUGGGGCCUUGCCUGUUCAUCCUCCCUCCCAACUUUUUAUUUCCGUGACACUAACUACAUUGAAAGCUUGGGGGUCAAUGCUUGCAUUAUGGCCUUUCCUCAGGAGAAUUAUGCAAAAUGGUCUGUGGCAACAGCCUUCGUGAAAAAUGCACUUGGCUUCUUCAUCCCCUUGACAGUGAUCACCACAUGCUACAUCUGGAUCAGGAGUCACUUGCUCAAAGCACAGGAGUUUGGGAAAAACAAACAGAAGAGGGACAAAGUCCUAAAGCUGGUGGCUGCUGUUGUUGCAGCCUUCUUAAUUUCCUGGCUCCCAUUCCACAUUUUAACGUUUUUGGAUGCCUUGACUCAUAUGAACAUCAUUAACAACUGUGACGUGACAAGGUUCAUUGAUACAGUGCUGCCAUUUGGCAUCUGCAUGGCAUUCGCCAACAGCUGCAUCAACCCUUUGCUGUACUGCUUUAUUGGGAACCAGUUCCAGGAGAAGCUCCAUCGUUUGUUUAAGCGACGAGUUUUUCAGUUCAACAGCCAUCAAGAGAGCUCUUCUUUGAGGAAAGGGAGCUGCUUCAAAGAUGCUGAAACCCCCAUGAGCAGGGAAGGGGGGCCUGAGUCCUUGCUGUAG
Molecule: messenger RNA, 1119 nt
Organism: Leptosomus discolor (cuckoo roller)
Lineage: Eukaryota; Metazoa; Chordata; Aves; Leptosomiformes; Leptosomidae
Gene: AGTR2
Product: angiotensin II receptor type 2
Biological process (GO): neutrophil chemotaxis; blood vessel diameter maintenance; immune response
Cellular component (GO): membrane; external side of plasma membrane
Molecular function (GO): C-C chemokine receptor activity; angiotensin type II receptor activity; C-C chemokine binding
Source: RefSeq, a predicted model, not a curated record